Molecule: messenger RNA, 752 nt
Organism: Sphaerulina musiva SO2202
Lineage: Eukaryota; Fungi; Ascomycota; Dothideomycetes; Mycosphaerellales; Mycosphaerellaceae
Exons: 1
Biological process (GO): tRNA 5'-leader removal; tRNA 3'-end processing; endonucleolytic cleavage in ITS1 to separate SSU-rRNA from 5.8S rRNA and LSU-rRNA from tricistronic rRNA transcript (SSU-rRNA, 5.8S rRNA, LSU-rRNA)
Cellular component (GO): multimeric ribonuclease P complex; ribonuclease MRP complex
Molecular function (GO): ribonuclease P activity; ribonuclease MRP activity
Source: RefSeq, a predicted model, not a curated record
CCUCAUGCUCUCCGAAGGCCGCCGCGGAAUCGACCCCAUCUUUUCUAUUUGCGAAGGAAUUCUACGGCUGGAAGUCGACAAACCUACGUAUGAGAGAUUGGGAUUAUCCGCAGGAGGAGUCAUCCGCAGCAUCACAUCCACGCAUGGCGAGGGAAAAAAACAUGAGAAAUCCCGGUUUGCGAUUGAGAUUGAUUUGAGAUCGCCGAAAAUGGUACAGGGGACAAAAGGGUGGGAAAGAGUGGUGUGGGCGUGUAAGAAUGUGUUGAAUUGGAGUUUGACGUGGCUUUUUGUGGAUUUUACCGUGAGGGGGAAGAAGGAGAUGGAAUCAAACGGUGGUGACGCUACCGCCCCCACCACUUCUCCAACUGCCACGAUGAGAGAAGAAGGAGAAAACCCCCUUCAACCCUUCGCCCCAACCCUCUUCACCAUUUCUCCCGAAAUUCACAAAAUGUCAAACGUUCUCGUUCCCAUCUGGCCCACUCCAACUCAAAAAGUCAACAAUAACAACAAAAAGUCCUCCACGACAACUCCAACAAAUCCAACUCCAGACCCCAUCCAAUCCACCGAACUCCUCGAAUGGAUCAGUCUAGCAAUCCUCGGCUCACCUCGCAUCUCAGCAGAUGACGCGAUGGAUUCUUAUCUAUGUCGAUAUUCCGUUCCUUCUUGUUCUGUUGUGGGAGAACAAUCGCCAGGGAGUGAAGGAGAAGUAGAGGAGGAAGAACAACAGGAAAAGUUAUCGUCACAGCAGAUUU